UUUUUUUGUACUUUUUUGCUUAAUAGUUAGUGAUGCUGGAGUUUUUUAAGCUAAAUUUGCGGUCGAUACAGCAUUCCAAAACGAGAUUACUAUUUAUGUCUUCCUUAUGUCCAGAAGGAUCACAGCGUAACGUAUAUAAGAUCAUUAAUGACAAUAGAAUUAUCUUAUUUAUGAAAGGAGAUCCUUUGCAUCCUUUGUGCGGUUUUAGCAGAGGAGCGGUUCAGAUUCUUCAAUCAUAUGGUGUAAAUGAUUUUAAAUACGUCGAUGUACUUCAAGACGAAGAAGUUAGAAAAGAAAUUAAGAUUUUUAGUCGGUGGCCAACUUUUCCACAACUUUACGUAAACGGUGAAUUUAUUGGAGGUUUUGAUAUCUUAAGAGAACUGCACAAUUCCAAUGAACUUAAAAAGAUUUUUGAAAAGGUAAAGAAUAACAAUGAAAGUAAAAAAGCUGACGGGAAGAAACAAUAAGAAAUCUUUUUUAAAAAAACCAUAAUACGGGCAUACAAUUCAGGAUUAACAACUUUUGGGAAUGGUU
This is a messenger RNA of Zophobas morio, 534 nucleotides long. RefSeq lists its product as uncharacterized. The transcript has 6 exons. The record is from RefSeq and is a predicted model, not a curated record. Bases 33 to 467 code for a protein of 144 amino acids. Lineage: Eukaryota; Metazoa; Arthropoda; Insecta; Coleoptera; Tenebrionidae.